AUGUACUUUAUUAGACACAUACUUGUGCUAUUCUAUAUAAUAUGUAUAAAAGCAAGAAUGGUAUGGGAAGACAUAGAACAGUUAAAAGGAAUUACUAUUGGCAAAUAUAAUGGUAACGAAAUGAUGCUAGCUCAAGGCAGCUCUUUAUAUUUAAUGACAUUAUAUAUUAUUGCCAAAAAAGGAUUAAUAUAUAACCUAAGCAUGUUUUCUUAUGAAAUAGAUAGAAAAUUUGAAUUGAAAAUUAAAUAUAAUGCAUCUGGUGCUAAUGACUAUGAAUAUAGUAAAACAUCUUAUAAGAGUGGUAUUUUUAUUUAUAAUAAAUUACAACCAUCCAUGCCAAACAUGCGUAUAAAUUUCUAUAAGUGCCUAAUUGGCAUGAUUCCUAUAAUAGACGAAGCACCAACAAUUUAUACAAAAGAAAAAGAUUCAUUUUUUACUUUUCUUAAUAAUAUCCAAGCGAGAAAGGACAGGUUGAAACUGCUUGCCUCUUUAUUUUUACUUUCUCAAGGAAUAAAUAUUUCCUUGGAAAUAAAAACGAAUAAAUAUAAAGAGGAUGUGCUUGUUCUUAAAACAUCUGAAAAUAGCACCAAGAACUACUUUGUCACUGAAUUGAGAUUAGGAAAUAUAAUUUACGAAAAUAAAAUGAAUGAAAGUGAAACAGCAUCAUCGGAUAAUAAUUAUUAUCACUCACACACUAGAAAUAUAGUUGAUUUCUAUAAAAAAAUUAAAGAUGCUAUAUUAUUACCAUUACCCAGUCAAUAUACAGAUGUUACUAUAGAUAUGGCCAAAACGCUUAUACAAACAUAUAUAUUUGAGUAUAUACCCAGCAAAGAAGAUAUGAAAGAGUAUCUUGUAGAAACAUUUAAUAUACUAAAAGAACAUGUUGAAGUAAUAGAAAAAGAAGAUUCUAAUAAUGCAAAAAGAUUCGCCAUUUCUAUUUUUAAUAAUAUAUUCUGUCCUAUAAAUGAAGAAUUGUUAGAUAUAGAAACAGAAAACAUUGAAAAACUGAAGAAAAUCUUUAAUUGUGUGAGUAAUUGCUUGUUUAUUCCUUUUCAUAGAGAAUUAUGUGUGCCGGCGGUCUUACAGAAUUUCUACCAAAUUCCAUCUUCAACUAGCUUGGGCUCUGGCUCUGUGAAUCAAGCCAAUCUGCCUAAGCAUCAUACCUAUGCCAGCAUAGGGGAUCCAUCUGAAUUAGAAAGGUUUACUAUUGGGACACAGACCAGCAUACUUACUCUACUUUGCUGCUGUUUCUAUAACAGCACAGACAUGGAAUACACUCUUAAAACAGUUGAAGAUCCUCCUACAGAAUUAAAAUGGUUCUUUACUAAGUACAGAGACCUAUUUGACACAGAAGAUUUAAGUGUUCAUUGCGACUGGUACUGUAUAAUUAAUGGUCUGACAAUUAAAACCCCGCCAACUGCUGAAAUUAAAGACCAGUAUUAUACUGGAGGCUUGCUAAGUAUGCUUUCUAUUAUUUUAUGCAUAACUAAUGGGUCUGAAGACGCAAAGAAAGAAUUAAAUGAGCUUAUUAAAAACGUAAGAAAAGCAGAGGUACAUACCCGAGAGCUGACGAUAAAUAUUAAUAAUGUAGUUAAUAAAAUAUUGGCCUUGCUUUCAUUCAAUAAAAAAAUGGAGGUAUUACCAAACAACUCAGAUCUUAAAAUAGCCAGAUCAAGUACCGUGCAAUCUGAUGUAUUUGGAAAAUUGUGUUUAAAAAUCUUUAAUAAUUCUAAUGUUGCAAGGAUAUUGACUAUUUAUUUGGGUUACAGUGAGAUAACUGCUAUGUAUGAUGAUAUACAGAAGAGUGAAAGUGAAGAAGAAGAAGAUAGUGGAAUUAAACACUUCAUAAAAUCAAAGAUCAAUGAUAUAUUAUCUAUACAAGAUUCAUUCUCUUUUAGUAAUGCUGAUACUAGUGAAAUAAUUAAAGAAUAUAUUCAAAUCAUAACGAAUAAUACAAUACAAAUUACGCUGGAUAAAAAUAUAAAACCAUGUUUUGUUCAAUAUUUAGAUCAUGUUCAACCCUAUGACUGUAUGAUAAAUCAAAUCGAACUGUUUUCAUGGGGAAAAAUCAAAUAUACAUCAGAUAAAAGGAUGUUAAUAGAAUCUUUCUUGUUAAUUGACUAUAGUGCUCAUAUGUUGAAGUGUGUGUUUAGUCGAGGUAUUAUUAUUAAUGUUAUAGGAAGUAUGAUAAAUUUCAACGAAAGCGUAAUAGAUAAAGUAAUUCGGGUUAUUGAUCGUGAUUGGAGUAUUAACUGCUUCAAUGAUAAUAUAACAAUGGAUGAAAAAGUUUAUUCGAAUUUAAAACCUAGCACUAGAGUUAUAAAAGUGGAACAAAAAUCAGAAGUGGAGGAUCAGUUAGAUAAUGGCGUGGUCUGUAUU
Molecule: messenger RNA, 2379 nt
Organism: Nematocida parisii ERTm1
Lineage: Eukaryota; Fungi; Microsporidia
Exons: 1
Source: RefSeq, a predicted model, not a curated record